This is a messenger RNA of Coregonus clupeaformis (lake whitefish), 2937 nucleotides long. Its product is annotated as CDK2-associated and cullin domain-containing protein 1. Lineage: Eukaryota; Metazoa; Chordata; Actinopteri; Salmoniformes; Salmonidae. The record is from RefSeq and is a predicted model, not a curated record. Bases 335 to 1357 code for a protein of 340 amino acids. Gene Ontology annotation, biological process: ubiquitin-dependent protein catabolic process. Gene Ontology annotation, molecular function: ubiquitin protein ligase binding. The transcript is spliced from 9 exons.
ACACCAAACGGCAGCAAACGUAUCGCGAAGUCUGUUCAAGAACGUUUUGGGGAAACGUACAAACUGUUCCGCAACGUAGCAAAAGUUCAAAGGAACUAAAUGCACCUUAGCCUGUCUUGUAGUCAUUGCAUGAUUUUAACUACAUUGCCCUGCUGCCCCAGUUCAGGCUCUGCCUAAAAGCAAAUGCUGCAAAGUGUCGUAAAACAUGUAUUCUACUUCCCCAUACAGUAGCUAGCGGACAAGGUGCAAAGGGAUGGUGCUCUAACAACACUCUGUUUCUAAUCGAACUUCAAAUUCAUGAAGAUUUUCCUCAGACAACUUGCAGGGCUAAAGCAUGGAGGACAUGGAAGACGACUGUUUUGGUCUAAAUGACGACUACAACCAUAACUACUGUGAGAACAGUGCCAGUGGACAAGUCCACUAUCUCAGGAACGAACUGUCAGAUGUACCCCAGCCCCUAUCUAUCUCGCCGGGUAAGGGCACUCGAGAUGAAGCGGCGCGGGAGAACCACGCAAAGGUUUGUUCCAGUUCCAGCAGCGGUUUAAAGUUCAUGGAUUCAGACUCGAACAGCGUGAGUAGUGACACCAUAGAGACUGACAGCCCAUCGUCGGCUUCCAUCGCAGGGAAACUGACCCUGAACUCAGCCUCAAAGUUUCUAAUGAAUGCAAUGACCGAAGAGGAUUAUAGAACCACAUACUGGCCGAACCUGGAGAAAGCCAUUGACCACCUGCUGAUACAAAACCCCAUGGACCACAUCUCCAUUUCAUAUGAGCAGAUAUACAGUUGUGUGUACAAGUGUGUUUGUCAACAGCACUCUGAGCUACUGUACAAAGACUUGAUGCUGAAGAUUACUACCCAUCUUCAACAAGUCUCUUCUUAUCUUCAAAUUAGUCCACCAGGGAAUUUAAUUGAGAAUUUCAACAUUGCUCUGACUCAGUAUACAGAUGCUCUUCAAUGCAUAGUUCCCGUAUUCAUCUACAUGAAUAAGUUCUACAUUGAAACGAAGCUAAACCGAGACCUGCGAGAAGAUCUCAUGAAGCUUUUUACCGAUCAUGUUGCAGAAAAACAUAUAAACACGUUGAUACCUCUUCUCCUCGAAGCCCAUGCCAUGCCUUUUCAAGUCAGACCUUCAACAAUGGCCAGUGUGGUGAAAGGCCUUUAUACUCUUUGGCCCGAUUGGGCACAUUUAGCCCCAGCUCUCUUCUCUGGAUUCAUUCCUCAAAUCAACCCCCCGACAGUGGAAUCCCAGCUCUCUGACUAUGCUGCUCGCGACCAGAAACUACAACUGGAGCUCUCUCUUAAUGGCUUUCACAGAGGUGACCAGUCUCGCAAGAGAGCCAGCGAGGAGUCUGCAUAGAAUGCUCUGACUGUCAGCGACCUGGCUCAACCCACAUUUUCAAAACACUGUGAAUGACUAAGAUUCUUUGAUGUUGAGUGGAGUGGGUGAGCAUAAGCAUGGGCUCAUUUUUGACCUGCGAGAGUUGUAGUGGGCACUGCUUUCUUAGCCUCUUCUGAAAAGCACAGUGAAUACAUAAUGGUGCAUAAUUGUUCUGUCAGCUUUUGAGGAUGAAUUCCUCUUCAUUAUUGUUAAGAUACUAUGAGGUUUAAUGGGUUUGUUCUUAUUUUUUCCAUUAAAGUGUGCCUUCUGCUCUGCUUUGUUGGGAUAUUCAAGUUGCCUAACAGAUGCCAUUAACCAGGUGGAUGGGCAUGAAUCCCAAUUUGACCACAUAUUGUAUACUGUGUCAAUCAUGGGUCAUGUUCAUUAGGGCAUGCAGCAAAAAAGAAAUUGACAAAUAUUUUACAAUGGAAAACUAAAAGGAUUGUUUCUGAUUGGACAAAUCCAGGUAGUCCCUCCCUUUUCCUGUUUUUUCCGUUUUGUUCCUAAUGAACAUGGCCCUGAUCUCUAACCAGGACCACCCUGAUCUCUUAUUGGUCUGAUUGAUCUGAUUCAUUAACUAUGACUGUCUGCUGCUGCUGCUAUGCCUCAUUUGUUGUUGUCUAGAACACCUGAUUUCUGGUCUGUUUUAACUAAUAUUGUGUCCUUUUGUAUCAGUCAGAUCUGUCGUGAUUCUCCCCAGUGAUUUUAAGCUAAAGGGGCUUGUCUUGGUAAUCUCGGCACACAACUAAAUGUCCUGCUAGUCGACUUAACAUUUAAAUGUCUAUCACGAAAGACUAGGGUAUGGGAACAUUCUCUCUUGAAUUUCAGAAAGUUCUACAGUAGCACAUACCCAAUUAGGAAUGCAUUCAAUUACAUUUUGAUAUUUGGGCAACUUUAAACAAGACUUGGAGGUGCAAUGGUUUAUCUGGAACUUCCAGAAUAAAAUAUGUCCGGUAUAACAGGAUUUCUUUCUCAACGGGUACAAACAGCAACAAAGCUUGUUCCGUUACAUUUUGAGUUAAGUUUAGGUUAUAACUGUGAAAGGGUUGUGUAGGUAAUUUUUUAAAGGAUUACAUGUAGCUUUUAUUGAGUUGUUGAACCAGAUCAUAUUUGCCAAGCACGCUAAAGAUGAUUUACAAUGUUUUUAUCGCCUGUUAUAAAAAGUUGCAUUGACUCCAGAAAUGAUGGCGUCAGUCUCCCCAUGUUGCUGCUGUAUCUGCAUUAGCCUGUGCAUUAUACCAAGUCACUGAGCCAAUUGAUUACGAUACAAUUUUUAGAAAAUGUUGUGAAUUUGGUUACAAUGACGAUGUAAGUGGAUCCCUGUGUUCUCUCAAGUUGCCCUGAUGUUAACAGAUCCAGUCACGGUGUGGUGAUGAUCAAUUUUACCUUUGUUACACGUUUAUGUCAAAUGAAAGUAUUUGAUACAGAUAUUUGCACUGUUUUAAGUGUAAUGUGAUGCUCAGGCUUGGUUGUGAUUGUUUUCCUGUGAGGAUGUUGGAGAUGGCUCACUCAUUGUCUUAUGCACAGUUUUACUUUCAAUAAACAAAUCUUGAAAAUGA